Ixodes scapularis (black-legged tick) is the source of this 753-nucleotide messenger RNA. RefSeq lists its product as uncharacterized. The record is from RefSeq and is a predicted model, not a curated record. The transcript has a single exon. The coding region runs from base 28 to 753 and encodes 241 amino acids. NCBI's taxonomy places the organism in Eukaryota, Metazoa, Arthropoda, Arachnida, Ixodida, Ixodidae.
GAGGAUGACGCUGUGCUCUUAACUUUUAUGAAGUUGUAUCACGACGUUACGUUUUCGCUGUUGGCAGUGCUCUUUGGUGUGCACCGAAAAACAGUGUCGAACAUCUUUAAAGAGUCUAUUUUGAUACUCGCAAGCAUUCUCGAGCAUGCUGUCUUCUGGCCGGACAAAGACUCCGUGGUUAGCUGCCUAACAACCUAUUUCUGGGAGUACAAGGACACGAGGAUGGUGCUGGACUGCACAGAGAUAGAAAUCGAGAGGCCAAAAGACCUUAUGUCAAGGUUGCUCACAUACAGCCAUUAUAAACGAACGUACACGGCAAAGGUCCUAGUAAGUGAAACACCAGGAGGGCUAAUCAGUUACGUAAGCCCAGCAUAUGGUGAAAAAGCAUCGGACACAUUCAUCACAAAGCAGUCCCAGCUGCUGGACAGGUGUACUCCACAUGUCGACAUUGUGAUGGUGGACAAAGGGUUCCUGAUCAGCGAGCUGUGCAGAGAAAAAAAUGUGCGAAUGAUCAGGCCUCCCUUCCUUAUGGAGAAACAGCUGACGACAGAAGAAGCCAGGUCGAAUCAGUCUAUAGCCUGUGCACGUGUUCAUGUAGAGAGAGCAAUUCAGAGGGUGAAGAUCUACCACAUUCUGAGAAAUCGGUUCGAUCUAGAUCUUGUGCCACACAUAGACAAUAUCUUCACAGUGAUUUCUGGCAUGGUAAACCUUUCGAAGCCUCUGUUUAGCGAGGAUAAAUUCCUCUUCAAGUAG